AUGAGCGCGUGUCGAGUCCCCGGCUCUGAGGCGCCCACCCGCCCCGGUAUUUUUGACGCAAACUUUGGUUUCACGCUGACCGAUUACGCGGAAGGCGUCCGUAAAGGAUCGCACCCGAAAGCCAAAACGCAAACGCGUGCCGGCUGCGCUGGCGUCAUCGCGCGUCUCUCCCCCGCGCCGCAAGGUCAAGGCACACUCAUUGCUCCCGAGCUCGCCAGCAACUGGCGC
Messenger RNA from Brenthis ino (lesser marbled fritillary), 228 nucleotides. NCBI's taxonomy places the organism in Eukaryota, Metazoa, Arthropoda, Insecta, Lepidoptera, Nymphalidae. The record is from the annotation of a GenBank genome assembly.